GAUGAGGGGAUGCGGGGAUGCGGGGGCGUGGGCCCCACGCAAAAUUAGUAUGGGGGAAGUUGGAGAUCACUCUGAUCAUUUGCUUCUGGACAUCAAAAUCCAGACAUGUCGUUUAUUGAUCACCUGAUAUUGAGUUACCCGCGUGGCAGCAUCCCAAAGCAGCCGCAGCCCAGGAAGGAUUACAUAGUAUAUGGACCGGCAAUGCAAAUUGCUGAUGGGCAACUCCCGGGAAACGCAUUGCCCAGCACCCCCGCUUAAUAUGCAGCCGCUGUCUUCAAAUCUAGGCUUGCCCGGCCCGGCGGCUCCUCAGCCUCCGAGAAUGCCACCUUUCCAAAACCCGGGGCCUUAGUUCGCAACAAUGGGGAACAAUAUUUCCUUCAUCAUGGUUGGGAUUCCUCCUCCUUUAAACCUCCAGCGUGCCAAUGUCAUAACCCGGCGCGCGGGGAAUUGGAUUGCGUGCAUCGACCAUGGCCGAGACGUUGACUGGAAAACUCCCUCCGAGGAGGCUCACGAGAGAGGAGCUCGCGAAGACACACAGGUCCCACCUCAAGAAGCAGGACCUCUCCCCGCUAAAUGCUCCCCGUCCCGUCAAGCAGCCGGUGCUUUCAAGAAAGUAUGCCGCCUCGACGCGGUCGAUCAGAGACCUUGAAAUAAUACCUCUCACCAAGCUGAGCGUGGAGACCCACCACCGUGGGCAAGGCAUCAUCGUAAAGGUGAUCAGCCCGCCUUUCCUCGGAGCCGGCGCGAUCAGUCUCGUCCAAGAUGAGUUCGGUAACGCGGACAAGCUGGCCACAUACAACCACAGCGACUCGUCCAUCCUCUCAGGCGUUCCCGAGGGCUGUGUCGUCGCCGUCAAGGAGCCGUACUACAGGCAAAACGGGAAGGACGACGACUACAUGAUCUGUGUCGACCACCCGUCCGAUGUGAUCCUUCUCAGGUUCAACGACCCCAUCAUCCCGGAACCGUUGCGCAUGGGCCCUCUUCUGAAGUCCGCGGAUGAGUGGAGGAUGAUGGGGGACAAGGCCUUUAUCGAGCGUGAUUUUCCCACCGCAGUAUUUUGCUACACUGAGGCCCUAGACGCCAGCGAGGACCAAUCCUUCAAGGCCGGCGUGUUCGCAAAGCGCGCCGGCACGAACCUCGUCCUCGGCCGCUACGACGCGGCCAAGGCCGACGCGCUGGAGUCGCGGACCGAAGGCCGCUCGGACUGGAAGGCCCAGUACACGGCCGGCCGCGCCGCCUACGGGCUGUGCGAAUACAGCACCGCGCGGGCGCACUUCGAGGCCGCGCUGGAGCUCGACCCCUCGGCCGCGGGCCCCAAGCGGGAGCUGACGCGGUGCCUCGCGCGGGUGCACGAGGAGGCCACGGGCGACUACGACUUCGCCGCCAUGGCCGCGUCGCUGUCGCCGACGAACGUGCACGUCGACUGCGCGUCCUUCCUGUCCAACACGCGCGUCGCCGAAUCGACGCUGCACGGCAACGGCCUCUUCGCCACCCGCGACCUGCGCGCCGGCGACCUCGUCUUCACCGAGAAGGCCACCUUCAUGCCGAACCAGUACGAGCCCGCGCGCGCGUCGGCGGCCCUCUACGCCACGAUGGUGCACCAGCUGUACGACAACCCCAGCCUCGCGGCCUCGGUGCUGCCCCUGUACGACGGCGGGCAGGAGCGGUCGGGCGCCGAGGGCGCCGUCGUCGACGGCGUGCCCGUCGUCGACGUGUUCGUGCUCGAGGGCAUCCGGACCAAGAACUGCUUCUCCUCGCCGCUUUUGACCCUCGACGACACCAAACCCAGCACCCCGGCGGGCCGCAUGGCAAAGGGCCUGUGGGUCCACGCCAGCUACAUGAACCACAGCUGCGUGCCCAACACGAACCGCGCCUUCAUCGGCGACGUGCUCGUCAGCCGCGCCACGCGCCCCAUCGCCGCAGGCGAGGAGCUCUUCCAGUCCUACGUGCCCGUCAAGGCGCUCCCCGAGACGCGGCAGGCGCAGUACCGCGAGGCGUGGGGGUUCGAGUGCCGGUGCCCGCUGUGCGAGGGCGACCGCGCCAGCCCGGCGGCGACGUGGGCGAGGCGCAAGGACGUCCUGACGGGGAUCGAGAAGGUGCGCCACAAGAAGCGGCCCGCCCCCGGCGGCCCGGGCGGCAACGGCUUCAUCCCGGACACGGCCAUCCGCACCGUCGAGCGCCUGCUGAGGCAGCUCGAGGAUCUGCACGAGCCGGCCGUGUACGCGCGCCUGCCGCGCCUGACCCUCAUCUUCGCGUGCGACUACCUCGUCGAGGCCCACGCGGGAAGGAGGAACCACGCAAAGGUGGUGCGGUUCGGCAGGAAGCUGCUGCGGAACUUUGGCUUCCCCGUCCCGGACGAAGAGGAUGGCGCGGAGUGGGACCCCCGCGGCUUGUACACCGACGAGAAGAUGACGCCCCUCAUGACGAUACACGUCGUCAGAGCGCUGAGGACUCUGGAUGAGGCAUACCGGGCUCUGGGGCAGGCCGAGCUCGCGAGCCGCUGCGACGAGGCGGCUAGGUUUGGGUACAUGUUGAUCACGGGCUACGAAAGCGACGUGGCCAAGUUGGAUGAGUAGGGGGAGGUGAUUCAUGUUCAGGGUGUACUGGUUCCAAGUUUGGCUGGCGAAUUUUCAGUUUGCUCAUAUAAGUGCGUGCAUACGAUGUUCACUGCGUGGUUGUUAAUUGCCGGUUCCAAAUGUUGUAGUUCCCGCCCGGUGAUUGCCUCAGAAAUAUUGGCACCCGGUACUCAUAUCCUGACUGAUUUAGUCCUGCCGUAUCUGGGAGGAGAUGGGACUUGGACUUGAGUAUAUAAUUGUGCCUUACUCGCCGUUCUAAUACCUAGAUAGUACUCGUAACAUGGACCUCAUAUAAAUAGUAACAACAGAAUGGGCGCCGCUUGAC
Messenger RNA from Phialemonium atrogriseum, 2901 nucleotides. Its product is annotated as SET domain-containing protein. The record is from RefSeq and is a predicted model, not a curated record. Bases 468 to 2576 code for a protein of 702 amino acids. Lineage: Eukaryota; Fungi; Ascomycota; Sordariomycetes; Cephalothecales; Cephalothecaceae. The transcript has 3 exons. Gene Ontology annotation, molecular function: protein binding.